Molecule: messenger RNA, 1257 nt
Organism: Amoebophrya sp. A25
Lineage: Eukaryota; Dinophyceae; Syndiniales; Amoebophryaceae
Source: the annotation of a GenBank genome assembly
AGUCGAAUCAAUAGAGCAUGCCCAUUCCACUCUUUUUGAGUUUCGUGGUGCGAACUGGAUAAAGGUCAGGAGAUUCUUUAAAUCUCCCCGAGGUUACAAAAAAAUGAAACUUUUGUGAAGUCUCCAAAUCCAAAUCCAAACAAGAGAUGGAGUAUUUGAGGCGAUUUUUAGCACACUCGUAUCAUGUUGUGCAAGUGAUUUAUAAAGUCUCAAGUACAACAACAACAACUAGCACUACUUUUCCAUUUCUUGAUCUUCAUCUUGACCACUAGGACUGUAAUCUCCAUCGUAAAAUAAAGGAUGAGGCUUCAACUUGCCAUUUCGCUAGCCAGCGCUGUAGAGGGGUCUGUGCCAACGCCUGGGACGACUGGCGCUGCAAGCAGCGUUAGUGGUCCAGGGGGCCUGGGACUGCUUUCCCCUGCGCGGACGAGGACUACUUCAACAGAGGCAAGCACGGCAUCCACCACGAAAAGCGAUGAAGCUGCAGACCAUGAGUUUCGUAGCAGGCAGACUGAGACGUCUUCAGGUCUUCAGUCUGACCAUGCACCUGCUUCGAGUGCUGCAAGUGGAUGUGCGACAUCAGAUGAUAAUCAUCAAGGAUUAGGAGAGUCAUCUGAGUCGUCGACAAGUGGGCCAGCCAACUCGUCCGCCGGACCGUCUGAUAAUUCGACGUGGAGGUCGACGUUUUGGGAGGUCGUUGAGGGAAUGACGUCUGAUUUCCGGGCCCUAGCGUGCUGUGGGACGUGCGUGACUGGCCGCACGAAGCGUGACUCGGCGGACGCGGCCGCGCAGCGCGCUUAUGCUAAGCAGUUGAUUGCCCAACGAGCGGCAAAGCGGGCCUUGCUUGAACCACGUGAGGCUGCGGACGCCGCUGGCACGGCAGGCGAAGACAGCGGUUGUCUCGGCAGUUCCUUCGUAGCAGGACGCUCUUGUGGAUCCGCGACUGUAUCGCGUGAAGAAGUCGGACUUUGCUCACUUACGACUCCAGUUUCUUGCGGUGGUAUUGCUAACACCCUAGCGUGUGUAUCGACAAGGCCAAGCACAAGUGGAUCCACCGCACAGCUUCGUCCGUUUCAAGGGGUUGGACGGAUGCUCAAGGACCAUGUAUCCUCGCCCGAUGCUGCGAGUGAUGCUGAGGCUGCAACGGGUGAGCUACCUGCUCAAACGAUGGAUCAGCGUGCAAGCUCUUCAGCAGGGUCAUCAUUCUCAGACCGUGGAAGUCAUUCUGCAUCUGCUUCGUCCAGUGAUACACAAUGA